Messenger RNA from Eimeria mitis, 1242 nucleotides. RefSeq lists its product as uncharacterized. NCBI's taxonomy places the organism in Eukaryota, Apicomplexa, Conoidasida, Eucoccidiorida, Eimeriidae. The record is from RefSeq and is a predicted model, not a curated record. Bases 1 to 1242 code for a protein of 413 amino acids. The transcript has 11 exons.
AUGCAGUGCAUGCGGCGCAUCGCGCCGCUGCUGCUGCUGCUGCUGCUGCUGGCCUUUAGCAGCAGCAACAACAGCAGCAGCAGCAGCAGCAGCAUCUUCAGCAGCAGCAGCAGCAGCAGCAGCAGCAUGGGUUUCAUUACAGCGGCGAAUGCAGAGGGAGCAGCAGCAUGGGUUUCAUUACAGCGGCGAAUGCAGAGAGUCUGCGAGGAUUGCCGCAGCUGGGAGAAGGCGGAGCACCCCCCCGACGUCUACAAGCGGGGAUUAGCAUCGACGAACAAGACAGAGCUCAGAAAGGGUUUAUUGUUAUAUGUGUUUGUGGUGGUUUUGGGGGUUUGGGUAACACUCAAGAUUGCAGACGAUGAGUAUAACGUUAGUGUUUGUGGUGGUUUUGGGGGUUUGGGUAACACUCAAGAUUGCAGACCUGCAGCAGCAGCAACUGCAGCAGCAGCAACUGCAGCAGCAGUAGUAAAUGCUGCAGCAGCAGCAGAAGCUGCUGCAGCAGCAAAUGCUGCGGCAGUGGUACUAGAUGCUGCUGCUAUAAGUGCUGCUGCUGCAGCAGCAGAAAGUUCUGCUGCUGCUGCAGCAGCAGAAGCAAAUGCUGCGGCAGUGGUACUAGAUGCUGCUGCUAUAAGUGCUGCUGCUGCAGCAGCAGAGAGUCCUGCUGCUGCUGCAGCAGCAGAAGGUCCUGCUGCUGCUGCAGCAAUUGCUGCAGCAGCAGCAGAAAGUGCUGCAGCAGCAGAAAACGUUGCAGCAGCAGCAAAUGCUGCGUUUACUGCUGCUGCUGCUGCUGCUGCUGCUGCUGCUGCUGCAGUAGGUGCUGCCACAGCAGCAGCAGCACUACGGGCUCCAGACGUACAGGAGCAGCAGCAGCAGCACAUCGUGCUGCAGCCUGAUCAGCAGCAGCAGCAGAAGCAGCAGCAGGAGCUACUUUUGCUGCUGCAGCAGCAGCAGCAGCAGCAGGAGCUACUUUUGCUGCUGCAGCAGCAGCAGCAGCAGCAGGAGCUACUUUUGCUGCUGCUGCUGCUGCAGCAGCAGCAGCAGGAGCAGGAGUUACUUUUGCUGCAGCAGCAGCAGCUAACGUCCUUGCGAGGCUGCUGCAGCAGUUCUGCUGCCGAGACACCGCACAGCAGCAGCAAGAAAGGGGUAGCGUUGCUGCUGCUGCAGGAAGUCUGUGUCUGCUGCUGCUGCUGCUGCUGCAUCCCGCAGCAGCAGCAGCAAUCCCGCAGCAGCAGCAGCAAAUAA